GAACUGUUUAGUACUCGUUGAGGUUAGUAUUGGACAUGUGUUUUUAAAAUAAUUUUGAGAAAAAUGGUGCGUCAUAAUAAUCAAUUACCCAACAAUCUUACGCAACUACAGAAUUUGAUAAAAAGAGACCCCGACUCAUAUAAAGAUGAAUUUCGUCAACAACUUGCACAUUUUGAAACAGCACUUGAAAUUUUUAACUUGAACCCUACUCAAUACGACAAGAAAUUAGACGAACAGGCGAUGUUUUUGGCCCAAGUGACCCAAUGCUACCAAAAAGAAAUGAAAAAUUUCCCUCAAAAAAUUGUGGAUAUUCUAAAAACGCAUAACACCACAAUGCAUAACAACAUGAGGCUAUCCUUAUGUAAAUGCCUAAUUUUGAUCAGAAAUAAAAAUUUCAUUUCUGCUUUUGACUUACUUGAAUUAUUUUUUUCAUUAAUUAAGUGCCAGGACAAACACUUAAGGGAGUACCUCAAGACUCAUAUUAUUACCGACAUUAAAAAUAUGAAUAUGAAACAUAAAGAUAUGAAGUUAAAUUCAACUCUUCAAAAUUUUAUUUUUUCAAUGUUACGUGAGACAAACACAAAAACAGCUAAACUUGCUAUUGAUAUAUUGAUUGAACUUUAUCAUAAGAAUAUCUGGAAUGAUCAUAAAACAGUAAAUAUAAUUGCUGAUGUAGGAUGUUUCUCUAAAGUGACUAAGGUAAUGGUUGCUUCUUUAAAAUUUUUUUUAAGUCGUGAUGAAGAAGAUAAACCUGAUUCAGAUAGUGAUGAUGAGGUUGAUCCUCGAGAGACAAUGAUAGCAAAUAAGUUUAAUAAAAAAACAAGAAAAAGAGAUAAAAUGCUUGAUAAAGUCAAGAAAAUUGCUAAAAAGAACAAAAGAAAGAAAGAAAAGGCUCCAAUAUUUAAUUUUUCUGCUCUUCAUCUUAUAAACAAUCCACAAGGUUUUGCUGAAAAAUUAUUUAAGCAAAUGGAGUCAUCAAAUGAAAGAUUUGAAGUUAAAUUAAUGACUUUGGAUGUUGUUUCAAGGCUGAUUGGCUUACAUAAUCUUUUCUUGUUCAAUUACUAUCCAUUUAUUGCAAGGUUAUUAAUGCCACACCAGCGAGAAGUUACUCGCAUUUUACAGUUUGCAGCUCAAGCAUCACAUGAAUUAGUCCCACCAGAGGUGAUUGAACCUAUUAUGAAAGCAAUUGCUAAUAACUUUAUUACGGAGAGAAAUUCAACUGAUGUUAUGGCUGUUGGACUGAAUGCUGUUAGAGAAAUUUGUGCUCGCUGUCCUUUAGCCAUAGGAGAAGAUCUCUUAAGAGACUUAGUUCAGUAUAAGUUGUACAAAGAAAAAUCUGUUAUGAUGGCCGCUAGAUCACUAAUUCAAUUGUAUAGGCAAACAAUGCCAAGCCUUUUACACAAAAAAGAUAGAGGAAGGCCAUCAGAAGCUUCAAUAGAAUUAAAGACUAAAAAAUAUGGAGAGGUUGAUACUAAAGAUUAUAUACCAGGCUCAGAAGUGCUAUUAGAAAAAGAAGAAAUAAAAGAAAAGAAAGGUAAAAAGAAACCAAAAAGCAAGAAUGAUGAUUCUGAAGAUGAGUGGAUUGACGUUGCUUCAUCUGACUCGGAAAUUAAUAUAUCAACAGAUAGUGAAAAUGAAAAUACUGAGGAUGAAGCUGAAGAAAUAGAAGAAGAAGGUAAAGAGGAAGAGAGUGAGAGUGAGCUAGAGGAUGAGGAUGAAGAACAACAAAAUGAAACUUAUAAUAAAGAAGAAAAUGAUAAUAGAACAAAUGAAAGUAUCAAAAGCAGAAAAGUAUUAAAAGUAAAAAGAGGUUCUUCAAAACCUAACAUAGAAGAAAAAAUAAAGGUUGCUCGUGAUGCAGCAAUGGACAAAAUUUUUACCGAUGAAGAUUUUAAGCGCAUCGAAGCAGCUCAACUAAAGAAAAGCAUUAGUGGUGUUAAGCGAAAUAGAAGUGUAAUAGAAGAAGAAAAUGAAUCCACGGAAUUAGUACAGCUUUCAGCAAUAGAAAAUAUACACAAGAAAAGGAAGCAUGACAAAAGUGCAAGACUUGAAACGGUUUUAAAAGGAAGAGAAGAGCGAGACAAAUAUGGAUAUAAAGACCGCAGAAAAAAUGCAAAUUGCUCAAAAACUAAUAGAGAAAAGAAGAAGACAAAAUCCUAUCAAAUGGUUAAACAUAAGGCAAGAGGAAAAAUUAAAAGGUCAUUCAAAGAAAAACAAAUUGCAUUCAGAAAUUAUUUGAUUAAACAGAAAAAAAUGCGCUGAGACUUAUAUAAAACUGUGUCUAUUUAUUUUAUAAAUGAGAGAGGAUAAUUUUAUUAACUCGUCAAAAAAAAAAAGACAAGAAUAAAACCUGCGAGAUAUAUUCAUGUCUCUUAUUUCCAAUA
Molecule: messenger RNA, 2384 nt
Organism: Melitaea cinxia (Glanville fritillary)
Lineage: Eukaryota; Metazoa; Arthropoda; Insecta; Lepidoptera; Nymphalidae
Gene: Mys45A
Product: protein SDA1 homolog
Exons: 1
Coding region: 64-2262 (732 amino acids)
Biological process (GO): ribosomal large subunit biogenesis; ribosomal large subunit export from nucleus
Cellular component (GO): nucleolus
Source: RefSeq, a predicted model, not a curated record